AAACGCUGAUAUUAAGCCAGCAAUUAUAUCCGACAAUGAAUUCGCAAGUGAUGUGGCUUCCUCCAAUUUUGAUGUAAGCACUGAAGAUUUUGCAAACGCAAGGGCAAUGCCUUUGACAGAAGAUGAGACGAUGAGAUACUGCAAGCAUUGCGAUUACCAAGCUCCAGAUUGGCCGUUGUUCGCGAUUCAUGUUCUCAAACCAUCCCAUGUGAAAAAAGUCGCAGAAGCUAUGAAAGUCCGAGUUGCAAUUGAUCCUAUUUUAAUGUCCAUCACCUGUGAUGUAUGCAAUGUUACUUGCAGCGGUCAUAUACCUUGGAAUGCCCAUUUGAUGGGUUCAAAGCAUCGAAAGGCCAUACAAGAGAACCAGGGUGGAGGUGGACCAAUUACAACUAGGAUAUCUGAAAACGAUCACAAUAGAAAACCUUAUGAGAAAAAUCCACAAAACAGGCAACUGCAUCUGAAAAAUGUUGAACCACCUGAUGAAAAUGAUUUUAACAAUUACCCAGAUCCACUAAUAGGCUUGGAAUAUGUGUCAGAAACAGAAGGUCGUGGUAUAAUUCCAUGGUAUCAUUGUUCAUUAUGUGAUGUAAAAUUUGAUAACAAUCUCAAGUUUGCUCAUUUGAUUGGUCAAAAACACCGAAUUGCAGUUCUGAAAAUUAAGCGUCCUCACUUGAUCGUGGGAUUAGAUUCAAACACGAUGAAACGCUCUGAAAUAACUCCGAUACUACUCGAGCUGGCGAGAAAUUUGGAACAAGAGGAAGGCCGACAAGAAGUGAAAAAAAAAUUCCGGAAAUACCAACCACAUGGUCGAGGGGCACAGCGGGGUAGAGGGGGCAAUCGAGGCACAACGCGAGGAUUAACGAGGGGACGUGGUAACAGAGGGAUGUCACACACUCAGGGAAGAGGGUAUAACGUGGGUUCGUAUCCAAACCAGCCUGGCCAAGGAGGACGCUCAACAUAUAACGAAUCGCUGAGCAAUUUCGCAUACAAUUCAAGUAAUGUUGGUCCAGACUAUGGCUUAAACUAUCCACAAAGCUAUGAGACUGAACACAUCCACCAUGGUGGUAGUUCCUCUUAUCAUAGAGGUGGUGGACAGGCAUAUUCUGCUCAACCACACCCCAGUGGUCAAGUCUACCCCAUGGCAAAUACCAACAGGGCACCGAAAACCUUGGACACUCGUAAAGAACACCUUAAGUCCGAAAUCACAGCCAAUUUAGCGGCCGCCCUUGGCGAUUUGACAAAACUAGUUCACGACGAGGAAGAUGCCUCAGUUGCUCUCCACGUUUCAAACGCUUUGACAGAAUCGUUACUAAAGUAUAGAAUGAGUGGAUUACAAUGAAUUGUCCAUCAUAUGACUUCUACAGGAAUCCAUUUCGAAACCAAAGCUCAGACAUAUCCCUUGUGUCCCAGCUAUGAGUCCAGGUGUGAGACAAAUGUACUUGCUAUAGUCAAACUUUGAAAAGUCGCCAAAUGAAUACUCAGCCUAUCGCAGGCUGGAAAGAAUUCCAAUGGUAUUAAACAGGGGCGUAGGAAUGUGUACAGGAUUGGGGACGGGCAACGUUGACUCAGCAAAAAUUUUUGAAAUUUGAUUGCUUUAGAUCCCCGGAAAUGCCCAUUUCUUUUUGGUUUAAUUUAUACUUCUUCAAAACAGCACAAGUCAAAAACGAAUAAGUAUAAUUGUUAACCCUUCACUUUCGAGUGAAGUGCGCCAAUAUUUGCUGCCCAUAUGUAUAAGUUGCGAGUCAACUGAUCCGACAAAAUUGGAUAAUCCUUUACCUACCAAAACAACUGUGAAUGUAGAAAAAUUUUAAACGUGGAUAUUGAUACAAUCAUGCCGUGAUUCAUGCACAUAUAUAUGCAUGUCACGGUU
Dendronephthya gigantea is the source of this 1870-nucleotide messenger RNA. RefSeq lists its product as uncharacterized. Gene Ontology annotation, cellular component: precatalytic spliceosome. The coding region runs from base 107 to 1339 and encodes 410 amino acids. Lineage: Eukaryota; Metazoa; Cnidaria; Anthozoa; Malacalcyonacea; Nephtheidae. The record is from RefSeq and is a predicted model, not a curated record. Gene Ontology annotation, molecular function: double-stranded RNA binding; single-stranded RNA binding; zinc ion binding. The transcript has 11 exons.